CUAAACUCUAGGUAGAGUCCGCUAGUGCACAUUUUUUACUACAAUUUGUACUAGAUGGUGUACAACGCUACUUUCUUGAAACUAAAUUAUUAAAUAUGGCUGCCAUAAGAAGUGGUUUAUCAACAUUCUCGAAUUUCCUUUUAAGUAAUACGAAUUUUCCAAUAUGUAAUCAAAUACGUAAUUUAUAUCUUGGACGAUGGAUGAUUCGUGAUAUGAAACGAAGAAAAUUAUUAGAGCAAUAUGGACCAGAGCGAUUACGAUUGGUUGCUAUGAAAAGAAACGAUAUUUUACCAGUACCAAUUCAGGAACUUGCUGGUAAACAAAUAGAUGAAACAAUACCUCGUCAAACUGCUAAAAGACAAAUAACAUUUCGUUGUGUAAUAACCUCCCGUCCUCGUGGUGUUGUAUCUAGAUGGAGAUUAUCAAGAAUUGUUUUUCGUGACUUAGCAGACCAUAACAAAUUGUCUGGUGUGCAACGUGCUAUGUGGUAAAUGUAAUACAAAUUAGAUAUUUGUUAAAAAUGUAUAAUACUUCUGAUGUACAAGAAUAUAAAAAUAUUGAAUAGAAUAAUAAAAUAUUGAGCAGAAG
Molecule: messenger RNA, 588 nt
Organism: Nomia melanderi (Alkali bee)
Lineage: Eukaryota; Metazoa; Arthropoda; Insecta; Hymenoptera; Halictidae
Gene: mRpS14
Product: mitochondrial ribosomal protein S14
Biological process (GO): translation
Cellular component (GO): ribosome; mitochondrial small ribosomal subunit
Molecular function (GO): structural constituent of ribosome
Source: RefSeq, a predicted model, not a curated record